This is a messenger RNA of Closterium sp. NIES-65, 1710 nucleotides long. The record is from the annotation of a GenBank genome assembly. NCBI's taxonomy places the organism in Eukaryota, Viridiplantae, Streptophyta, Zygnematophyceae, Desmidiales, Closteriaceae.
AUGGGCAAUUGGGGAGAGGUUGCGGAGCGGAGCACGUGGGUUGAGGAUAACUCUCCGGCGCUGGAGAUGUACGGAAUGGGCAACUGGGGGGAGAUUGCGGAGCACGUGGGGUCCAAGAGCAAGACACAGUGCCACGACCACUACCUCUAUGAUUACCUGCUGUCACCCACCGGUCCCUUGCCUGACCUGACUCGCCUGCGGACCCAAGCAGACACGGAAGCAGCCAAGGCAGCAAUGGAGGAGCAGGAGGCGGCAGAGACUGCAGCGAGGGCACAGGAGGCAGUUCUGUUCAAUGUUCCUGCGGUCAAGCCAGAGUCAGGAAGCAAGGCGGACGAAGCAGCAGCGCCGAUAACGAGUGGGUACAACACGAAGCGCAACGAGUUUGACCCGGAAUACGACAACGAGGCAGAGGCACCGCUGGCAGAACUGGAGUUCAAAGAGUCAGACUCGAGCGUGGAUAGACAACUGAAGAUCAAGAUGCUUCACAUCUACUACUCACGGCUGGAAGAGCGGUCCAGGCGCAAGGCCUUCAUCCUGGAACGCGGUCUGCUGGACCCGAGAAGAGUGGACGGAACGAUUCGACCCGAAUCCAGCACCGGCAGCAGGGAGAGAGUUAGGGUCCGGGACAGGACAGAUGAACAACACAAGAGAGAGGAUGGUGCGGAACAGGGAGGGGAGAGGGAAGGGGGAACUCUGGGGGAGGUGGGGGCAGAAGCGGGAGAGGGAGGGGGAGAGAAGGGGGAAGGGGGAGGGAAGCGCGGAGGGAAGCGAGGAGGCGGUGGGGAGAGGAGAAGGUCGAAGGAGGAGAGGGAGAUGUUUCUGCGGUGCCGCGUGUUUGCGAGGUUUCUCAGUGCAGAGGAGCACGAGGGGCUGGUGCAGAGCUUGACCCAGGCACAGCGACUCAGAGACAGAGUGGCCGUGCUGCAGGUGAGAGCGGCUUGCUUGUGGGAUGUCACUGUUUCUAGGCGCCUCAAAAAGCGAGGAGGCGGCGGGGAGAGGAGAAGGUCAAAGGAGGAGAGGGAGAUGUUUCUGCGGUGCCGCGUGUUUGCGAGGUUCCUGAGUGCAGUAGAGCACGAGGGGCUGGUGCAGAGCUUGACACAAGCGCAGAGGCUGCGAGACAGAGUGGCCGUUCUCCAGGAGCUGAGAGCAGCGGGGUGCAAGUCACUGGCAGAGGGGCGUCGGUUCAUCCAGGCCCAUUACAAGGACAACCCCGCCGCUGCUGCUGCUGCCAUCGCGUGCCUUCCACCCUCCGCCACAGCCAUUAGCACAGCAUCAUCAGGAGGCCCCUCAGCUGCUCUUGACAUCUCCUCCCACCCAGGAUGCGACCUUCUAUCAGCCAAGGUCAUCUUACUGCAAGCAGCCGUCUCAGGGAGAGCCGUUAUUUUGCAGCAGGCAGCCCUCUCAGGAGGCACCAUCUCAAGAGCAGCAGUUAUUUUGCAGCAGGCAGCCCUCUCAGGAGGCACCAUCUCACGAGCAGCGGUGCACCGACUCUUCCGCCUGCCCCCCGCCACCACGGACACCCUUUGCCCUGUUUCAUGCGCACACGGCCCCCUCUCCGACCCACUGCCCACCCAUCCCAUCAGGUCAUCUUGCAGCAAGCAGCCCACUCAGGAGGGGCCAUCUCGCGAGCAGCGGUGCAUCGACUCUUCCGCCUGCCCCCUGCCACCACCGAUGCCAUUUUUAGACUCUUGCUGGGGGCCGGGUGGAUAG